Molecule: messenger RNA, 1728 nt
Organism: Meloidogyne enterolobii
Lineage: Eukaryota; Metazoa; Nematoda; Chromadorea; Rhabditida; Meloidogynidae
Source: the annotation of a GenBank genome assembly
GAAAUGAAUACUAUUCCUAUAGUGCAACCUACGGUUGCUGGCCAAGAAGGUGAAGAUAGUCUUUAUCCAAUUGCUGUUCUUAUUGAUGAGCUUCGAAAUGAAGAUGUUCAACUUCGUCUAAACUCAAUCCGGAAGCUUUCGACCAUCGCUCUUGCACUUGGUGUCGAACGAACACGUAAAGAACUCAUUCAGUUUCUAACUGACACGAUUUAUGAUGAAGAUGAAGUUCUUUUGGCUCUUGCCGAACAAUUAGGGAAUUUUACGCCGCUAGUUGGUGGACCUGAGUACGUUCAUUGUUUGUUGCCUCCAUUGGAAAAUUUGGCAAACAUUGAAGAAACUGUCGUUCGUGACAAGGCAGUCGAAUCGUUGCAAAAAAUUGCUGAAAAACACUCCGCAGCGCAGCUCGAAGAAUAUUUCAUUCCGAUGGUACUUCGCGAUUGGUUUACUUCUAGAACUUCAUCCUGUGGAUUAUUUAGUGUAGCGUAUGGACGUGCUAAUCCAGCACGGAAGACGGAAUUACGCGGAGCGUUUCGCAGUUUAUGCCGUGAUGAUACUCCAAUGGUCCGCCGUGCUGCGGCUUCGAAGUUGGGAGAAUUUGCUAAGGUGCAGGAAAGUGAUUUUCUGAAAAACGAUGUUGAUUCCGUGCGUCUUCUUUCUGUUGAAGCCGGUAUUGUGAUUGUUGGUUUGUUACGUGAUGAUGCGACUAAAUUAGCCCACGUGAAGCCGAUAGUUAAAGAUUUAGUUCAAGACAAAUCCUGGCGUGUUCGCUAUAUGGCAGCUGUUAAAAUCGUUGAGAUACAGCAAGCUUUUGGAGACAAAAUUCCGAUUGAGGAGAUCAUUGGUUGGUAUACUGGUCUUCUUAAAGACUGUGAGGGAGAAGUUCGAGAUGCGGCGGCAGAAAAAUUACAAUCAUUUUGUGCGGCAUUACCCGAGGAUGGUCGUAAAAGAGGAAUUACUGAUGAGAUUCUCCCUGUAAUCAAACCAUUAACUACUGAUGCAAAUCAACAUGUAAAAAUUGCUCUGGCUCACGUUGUAAUGGGAUUAGCACCAUUGCUUGGAAAUCAAAGUACAGUGGAACAUUUACUUCCUAUUUUUUUGGCAAUGUUGCGCGAUGAUACACCUGAAGUUCGUCUGAACAUUAUUUCUUCAUUAGACAAGGUCAGUAAUGUGAUUGGUGCGGAUGAGUUGCAAUAUUCUUUGCUGCCUGCUAUAAUUGAUUUGGCCCAGGACGGUAAGUGGCGUGUUCGUCUUGCACUUGUUGAAUAUAUGCCAUUAUUGGCUGAACAACUUGGACAGAAAUUUUUCGAUGAAAAACUGUUAAAACUUUGCAUGAACUGGCUUACUGAUCACGUUUAUGCUAUUCGAGAAGCAGCUACUAACAUUCUUAAGCAACUUGCUGAGAAAUUUGGUGCCGACUGGGCUGUAAAGUCUGUUCUUCCCCGUGUAAUUGAAUUGGCAGCCGACAGCAAUUAUUUACAUAGAAUGACUUGUCUCUUUUGUUUCAACACUUUGGCGGAAGCACUGGGAAAAGAACACCUGUGCAAUGAUUCUGUCCCAAAUGUUCGUUUUAAUGUUGCUAAAACUCUAACACGUAUUGGAAAAGUUCUUGAUGCCCAAACAAUAAAUACUGAGAUCAAACCACUUGUUACAAAGAUGGGCGAAGAUCAGGAAUUUGAUGUUCGCUUCUUUGCAGAAGAGACAAAAGAAGCUCUUGGAUUGGCUUAUUAA